AACAGGUCCGUACUAAAAUUUUACACUAUUAAUAUUUUUAGUGAAACUUUUCAAAUGAAUGAACGUAUACGUACGUACAUGUACUCAGUCAUAAAACUUUUUCUUUAUAAUGGCUAUUAUUAUAUUGCAGAAAGGAAAUAAAUUUAGUUCUGCAAAAUAUAAUAAUAAAAAUAACAUUAAAUGCAAUUGUUGCUAAUGAUUAUGAUAAAAUUCCCUACACGAACCACGAAUUCAUAACACUUUAGUACAUUUUAGGAAAGAGUAAGUUGAGAACCGUUGAUCAAUGAUUAGUCUUUAAUACGCUACUUACUAACCACAAAGUACUUGUGUUUCUCGUUUAUUGAAGUUUGAUCAUUUUGCAUUCUAAAAAGUAUUCUGACGUAUUAUUAAUCCCUGAAGAAAUUACGAGGAACUGUCUUACGUAAAAUUGUAUUUUAGAGUUAGUAAUAAAUUGAAAAAUUAAAUGAAUAGUAUAGCAGAAGCUUGUAAUAAUCUUAAAAAAGAAUAUGAUGGGUGUUUCAAACUUUGGUUUUCCGAAAAAUUUCUUAAAGGUGAUUUAGACGAUUCAAUGUGCUCGAAUCAUUUUAAAUUGUACAAUCAAUGCCUUCAGCAAGCCAUGAAAGAUCAGAACAUAAAUCUGGACGAAGUGAAUGUAGCUCAUUUGGGAACAGAACAAGAGAAGAAAUCUGAGAAUUGACAAUUAUGAUUUUAAUAGGAUUUUCUCUUAAUUAUUCUUAUGGAUGUUAUAUAUAUUUAAAUAAAUCAUUAUUUUUAUCAUAAAACAAUUUA
This is a messenger RNA of Bombus pyrosoma, 789 nucleotides long. Its product is annotated as TP53-regulated inhibitor of apoptosis 1-like. The record is from RefSeq and is a predicted model, not a curated record. Bases 464 to 697 code for a protein of 77 amino acids. NCBI's taxonomy places the organism in Eukaryota, Metazoa, Arthropoda, Insecta, Hymenoptera, Apidae. The transcript is spliced from 3 exons.